This is a messenger RNA of Paramuricea clavata, 1217 nucleotides long. The record is from the annotation of a GenBank genome assembly. Lineage: Eukaryota; Metazoa; Cnidaria; Anthozoa; Malacalcyonacea; Plexauridae.
AUGCCAACAUUUAAUAUUGGUGAUUUCGCAAAGGAAAAGAAACGUUUACUGCAGCAAAUUGUCAUGAAGAACCGUGGAAUAAAAGGACUUGAGGACGAACUUUGGAAAAACAAAACAAAAGAACUGUCCAGAAUGAAAGUGAAAUGCCAACGGCUUGAUGAGAAGGUACUUAAUUUUGUUAUGUUUUGUUAAAUUUAUGCCGUACCAGUCGUUUCGCUGCAAGUUAUUUCUCUACACACACAAAACCCAAUCCUAUUAAACCUAACCCAAAAGCUAAACCAAAACCUGCCCUAAACCUGUUCAUAUAAACCCUACACCUACUCCAAAACCUACCCCAACCUGUCCCUAACUUUAAACCCACCCUAAACCUAUCCCUAAACCCUACACCUACUCCAAAACCUAUCCUAGCCAUAACCUAGUAACCUUAAACCUACCCUAAACCGAACCUUAAACCCUAUACCUACCCACAAAAUCUACCCAAAACUUAUCUCAACCCUAAACCAUUUUGUGUUUAGCAAAAUUACCAAUCUCCUUUAAUUUUGUGCUUCGGCUCAAGAGCCUGUGUUUAACCCAUUAAGCACCAGCGCUCUCCCCUUGACAUGUAAAAUUGUCUGGCGUCUAGCCUCUUUUCCACUCAUGGCAAAAACCACCUCGCAACCUCACUGCGAGUGUUUGCAUCCGAUUAUAAUAAACUGUCGGGUAUUGUGAUUGGAUGAAAGUAUUCGCAGCGAGCUUGCGAGUUGACUUGUGUGAUUAGUGGAAAAGAGCCUUUAGACAACGUAAAAUAAUAAAGUGGGGCGCAAUGCAACUCAAUGGGCUAUACCUCCCGUACUAAACAUGAUAUAAUCAAUUGCGUUUAUGAACUAUAGUUUGUCAAUAUAUAGGUCGAGAAGAUUGUGAAGGAGGUUGAGGGUUUGCAGGAAGUGAAAGAUGAGUUAGAUCAGGAAGCAAAGGGUAGUUCGGAACAUGGUAGUAAUAGCACAGAAAAGAGUAGAUGGAGGAUUCCGACAUAUUCUCAAGAUGGAAAGAUCAGUGUAAGUGCAGCAUUAGCCAGGAAAAGAAGAAAAGCCACAUUCGAGGCAGCUAGAAAAAUUCAUGGAGGAAAGGAUGAGUUAUCAGCACCUGGACCAAUUGGUCUUAUAGAUACUGCAUUAGCUAAAUGCUCAAAAGACAUUUUAGUUAAUAGUAUGUCUUCAAGCACAAAGUUUCUCAAUUAA